UUUGGAAACGAUAACAGCAAAUAAUUUAAUUAUUAACUUAAAAUCAAGGACUAAUAAAAAUCUAAAUAAAAUGAAUAACGAAGAAUUAAAAGUAAAAAUGUUGAUAGAAAAAUACAAAAGCGACAAUAAAAAAUUUCUUUUUCUGAGCUCAUUAACAAGAAAAAACAUAAUUAAUGAAGAUAAUGCGUUGGAUAUAAUACGUGAAGCAUUUGCUGAUAAAACAGAUUACAGUGGGGUUUUUAAUGAUUUGGUUAAUAAUGAUCGGCAUGCAAGACGACAUGCACCUUAUCAUUUACCACGACGUCGUGGGUCUACUAUUAAUUUAUCUGAUGAAAAUGAGGAGCCAAAUAAUGAUAUUGGGUGUGUUUUUUACAUUAUUUUAGAAAAAAAUAAGUUGAUGAAAAGGGUUACUGGGAAAAUCUGUAUUCCUAUUUAUAAAUUGGCAUUAGUGCUGAAUUCCUUUCUCGAUUCAUAG
Molecule: messenger RNA, 475 nt
Organism: Meloidogyne enterolobii
Lineage: Eukaryota; Metazoa; Nematoda; Chromadorea; Rhabditida; Meloidogynidae
Source: the annotation of a GenBank genome assembly